GUCAGCGGUAGUCUCAGUCAGCUAUCGGAGGUUCUGCUGUAAACAUUAAAUCGGACGCAAAUAAUCGCGCUCCUCCCCUCCCACAAUAAAUUUCCGAGAACCCGGGUACUUCGCGUCGUCGAAAGAAAGUGCCAAGUUCAAGUUCAGUAACACGCAGACUGAGCAGUAUCGUACGCGCGACGACAACAACGUCGACGACGAUAUAUCGUAAACACGAGAAGAGACGAGUAUUAUUAACAUCAUCUGUGUGUUGUCGAUCUAGGAAGAACCAGUUGAUUCGUGCCAGGAAACACGAAUCUCGCUCGCGUUCUCCAUACUCGCUCGCUCGCUCGUUCGUUCGCGCGCGUUCUCUCUCGCCGCUUCGCCCGCGUUUUUAUUAUCAGCAACAACAUCGUAUCGGUAUACACGUGUCGAUUGGGACACGUACCGUCUAUUUUCUUCUUUUUUUUUUUUCUCUGACGUUCUCGCGGGUGCUUUCGAUGCGAGUUAUAGCGACAUCGUAUAACGACGCAUACGGUCGGAGUGGCAGUUUUAUUGUGUUCUCCUGAGGAAAGUUUUCCUUUAGCCGCGACACCGCUGCUAAAAACUUCUCGACGCCCGCUGUGAAGGACGAGAGAAAAAGGCAGAGGGAUUGGAAGAAAGAGGGCAGAAGAACAUUAGGAUCACACAGUGUUUUUGUGCGAAAUCGAGAAACAUGUCGACCGCCGUCAUGAGUACUCCCAUGUUCGAGUGCAGCGAGCAUCUCUUCAAGAACGCAGCCUCGACCAAGGCAAAAGAAUCACCGUCGUCUUCGACAACGUCGGGCACCGCGAACGGCGGCGCCGCCGUCAGUAAUGUCACCAACGGACACGCGCCACUGAAGCGCAGCUAUACUUCCUUGGUGACAACAUUGAUCGAGCAACACCGGAAAUUGGAUCGCAGCGUGAGCGAGCCGACAUCGCGCUACAAGACAGAGCUCUGCCGACCGUACGAGGAAAGCGGCUCGUGUAAGUACGGCGACAAGUGCCAGUUUGCACAUGGCUACGGAGAGCUGCGCAAUCUGGCGCGUCAUCCCAAGUACAAGACCGAAUUGUGCCGCACUUUCCACACAAUCGGCUUCUGCCCGUACGGGCCGCGCUGUCACUUUAUACACAAUUUCGAAGAGGCGCGCAUACACAAUCAACAGGUUAGUGCUCAAUUAGGCUCGACACAGCCGAGCUUAAUCGGUCUGAACCCAUUGAUGAGCGCGGCAGCCGCUGCUGCGGCGGUGACCGCGACCGGUAACGGUGCAGCCAUCGCUAACAACAACGGUACCACUGUCAACAAUAACGUCAACGUCAGCCUGUUGGAGCAUCUCGUUGGAGCGUCGUCCCACGUAGCCGCUGCGGCUGCGGCAGCGGCCACUACGUCGAACCUUAUGCGAACUAAUUCGUUGAGCUUAGGUAGCGCCGCCAAUGCAAACGGCUACAAUCAGCCACCAUUGCUGCGAACGUCAUCGCUGAGUUUGGCUACGAAUCAUCAUCACGCGGUGCAUCAUCAUCAUCAUCAUCAGGUGAAUGCCGUCAAGUCGGUCAUCGGCGCGACGAAACCGAAACCGCUCAAUCUCAGCCCGACCUUCUCUCUCGGCAGCUCCGCCGAUUCGGUGUCCCCGUCGUCUAGCCUCAGUCAGUCACCGACAAACUCCAUGGCGAGUUUCUUCAGUGAUGAUUGUAGUCAGCAAGCGGCAUCUUGCACAAAUCUGCCGACAACGCCGUUCAGUUUUGGUCAGGAUUUCAGUCUACUCGCCUGUUCGAGACAAAGUCCAAGUCCGCGCAAUAAUGGUGUGUGCAGUCCUCUCGCCUCCGAUGAGGUAACGCCCAGAACACCUUCCCCGUUGUCACCUAAUACGGAGUCUAGAUUGCCGGUGUUUAAUAGGAUCAGCAGCACCUUGGGUGAUUUUGAUAAUCUCAAGAUUUAGAGCGAUUGCUGCGCGAACCGUGAGGAAGGCGAAACUUUCGAUCAGUUUUGCAUUCCGAAGAGGAAAAGGGCUUCAGGGGGAUUGUGACUCGGGAUUUGAGCGAGGAUAACUUCCCCGCAGUGAAUUCUGUCGGAGGAAAAUAUUUUCUUUGAUUUUUUUUUUUUUUUUAUAUAUACGAGAUAUCGCUGUUCGCGCGAUGCGAUUUUCUUUAUCCAUAUCAUCUAACUUUCUCGAAAGAUGAUGUGUCUUUUUAGGCAUACGUCAGGUUUCUUUUUUACCUUUGAAAACCCUUGUCUCUUUUUUUCUCCUUUUUAUAUAUUAUUACCAUAUCAUAAUCAUCAUAUACAUCAUAUCAUUACUAUUGUAAUAUAUUACUAUAUUACUACAUAUAUUAUAUUAUUAUUAUAUUAUUAUUGAUAUAUUUGUCAUCUUAUUCCUUUUUCUUUUUCUCCUUCUUUUUCUUUUUCAUAUUUUAUCGUUAGGCGGGAGUUUAGCAGAAAAGUGAGAUCAGCCCGGAAGUCUCAACUCGCUAGGCCCGAAGACUAAAGUGCUUGGAGGAAGGUAUAAAAAUGGAAUAAGGGGAAUGUGUGAAAGGAUUAGAGGGCGAAAGAGGAUACCGAGCGCAAAUUUAUUCCGAAGUGUGACUUUCCUACGAGCAAGUUGUUUAUUGAUCUCACUUGGUGAAUCUUUAUUACGCCUUCCAGUCCCCACGAAAUUCAUUGCUCACGAUCCAUCGCCUUCCUCCAUCGGAUUUUCGAGCCUCGAGCAUCACGGCGCACCGGGGCAGGUGAAAUGUUGCAAUAUCCAAAUAGCACGUACAGUUACGUUUCGAGUUUCUUCUCCGUAGGAGGAAGGGUGGGGAAAGUUGUCUCGAGAGUGAAAGGAGAGGCGAGAGUGAGCACUCCGGUGAGCGAAAGAGUGUGAGAAAGAGAGAGAGAGAGAGCGAGAGGGAGGGAGAGGAAGGGCAUGAGAGAGCACGAUGGAGCCGAGUGAAAUCGAUUAACGCACUGCAAACGAUGCCACCCGCCAAAACGAUUCGUAAAAUUAUAUGUCUGGAUCAAGAAUAACAUACAUUUAUCGCCGUCGUUCUCGUUUUGAUCCCAGGAAAUUUUUUUAGCACGGAUGAACUAGCCCGAUAAUUCGGCGUCGUGAAUUCGUGAUAACAUUUCCAGUUUUCGCAAAUUUUUAACGUUGGCAUAACGCGACAACGUUUCAGUACAGGGUUAUCGUGAAACGCAUACGACUAUGUGUUUUAAACACCAUGCACUGACUGGAACAAAAGAUUUCGUUGCUGACAAUUUUCACGAAUGGACUGUAGAAUAGAGAUGAUAGCGAGUAAGUUUUAGGAUCUUCUCCUAUUUUUUUUCUUUUUUCGUUUUUCUUUUCUUUUUUUAUUAUUUAUAUAAAGAGCGACUCCAGAGAACGAAUAGAUAGAGGUUUUCUCCUCGAAUAUAUUAAAUAUAAUAAAUAUAUUGAAUACAUACUCAGAAAUAUAAUAGCAUUCGUUUUUCAGUGCGUUAACAAGUCAUAAGUGGGUGCCUUUUGUAAACUUCGAUUGUCUUCCAUAUUACAGUGAUUAGCCUACACGGUGAGAAUAGCGGGAGAAUGAAUGUUGAAGGAAAGAGAGAAAAAUAAUUGGAGAUAGAACUAGCUGGAAAAUAAUAAUUCUGGAAAGGAGCGGUGUGAUUGGGUGUAUGCGCUUGCGUGCUGUUGUGUCUGGAUAGCAAAUGUAUAGGUAUGUAUGAAAAAAAUAAGUAGAGUAGAGAAAUAUGUUUUAUAGAAUACAUAAACACAUAUAUAUGAUACACACACGCGUUAUACACACAUACAUUGAGAAAGAGAAGAUAUAUUUCGUGCGAUUGAAUCGUCCGGGACACCUAUAUAUCGGUUCCCGACGAGCGUUUCUCCUCUUUUCAAAUUGAGGAAAGCGUUUCUUUCUCGUCGCGAGACUCGUAGACUUCUGCCUUUCAUUUUUUUACGUACAUAUGUAUAUGUUAUAUAUUUAACGAUUGUGUUUAUUACACCCGUGAUCGCGACGAGGAGAGAGAGAGAGACUCACUUCGGCGUGAACGACAGAGCUAUGGUGAUGCCGGUCUAUUUCGUAUGUAUUGUCCUUUUUCCCCAACAAAAAAAUGUGAUAACUCUAUAAUACUAAAAUAUAAUAAUAAAAAAUGUGGUAACUAUAUAUUGCAUAUAGAAAUAUUUACUAUUAUAAAAAAUAUAUUAUUAUAAAAAAUGUAUGUGCGCGAACGUAUGAAAAAGAGAGAGAGAAUGAGAGGGGGGAUAGAUAGAUAGAUAGAUAGAUAGAUAGAUAGAUAGAUAGAUAGAGAGAGAGAGAGAGAGAGAGAGAGAGAACGAGAAAAGAUGAAUGAAUGAUCGAAUGAGAGGAAAGAAAAAGAAUAGCGUGAGAGAAGCGAAAGUCGGAAUGCUCGCGCGGGCCGAGCGAUUUCUCGAAGGGAUAUUUUCGAUGUUUGCGUCUCAUUCGAAACACAAGUUCGAAUUUGUAGAAUUUUGAAAAGUUUAUUUCGCCGUGAAUCUCGACGGGAAAACGUCGACCCCGCGUCGCUUCAAUGGAAAUUAAUGAUUACAGAAAGGAAAGCAAGCGCCUGUAAGCUGACGUGGUUUUCAAAAAUCGAUAUCAUUCUGUAUAUAUAUAUAAGUGCUAAACUCUUCUUAUGCUUACACAAGAAAUAUUUUCAUUUAAUUUAUAUUUGAAAGCAUACUUUGUUAUAGAUUUAGUUUAUAAUUAUUAUAAUUAUUAUUAUUAUUAUUAUUAUUAUUAUUAUUAAUAUAAUUAUUUUUCAUUAAUAAUUAUUAACUAAUUAUUAUUGCUAUUAUUAUUAUAUUAUUAUUAUUAUUAUUAUUAUUAUUAUUAUUAUUAUUAUUAUUAUUAUUUGCAAUAAUUUUCGUAAUCAGCGCCGCCCAACCACUCCAUAAUCAGCGCCGCACACGAAAUUGUUAUAUUAAACGUAGUUCGGUCUUGCCCCUCAUUUUUACUCCCACUUUUUCUCUUCUUCAUUCGAAUAAACGCGAGUGUUUCUUAAAAUGUACCUUAUGCAUCGGAUCAUCACGCGAGUGACGUCAAUCGUCGAUGAUGCUCUAAUUGCUAUGAUCAUAUUAAUAUAUUAUUAUUAUUACUAUUAUUAUUUUAUUAUCGUUAUAUCUAUUUAGCAGCAACUAUUUUUCCCUUAUCACCGUCGUCGCGAAGCCGAAAAAGACCACCGCCACUCGUACAUUAUUUAUAAUCAAUUGUAUAUUUAGUUUAUGCUAUAUAUAGAACCUCAAAAUUAUUAAUUUAUGUGCAUUCAUAUUAUUAAUGCAUUAAUUUGGGAAUAUGAAUGCUAUUCUCUAAUUGAAAGUGUUAUCGUAAUAUUAUAAUUGCAUUUUAUCUCGUUUAGAAAUAUCGACAUGCAAGAUUAAUUUAGGAAAAAUAUAAGCUAUUUAAAAUAUCUUCAUGCAGCAAAUCUAUCUAUCUAGAGAUAUAUAUAUAUAUAUUUCGUUCUGAUAUUCAUAUUCGGAGAUAUUUGUCAUUUCUAUAUUUUAUAUUAUCAUACAUUUAGCUCAAGAUUCUUAAGAAAGAAAAGAAAACACUGGAUUUUAAAUCAGUCAUUCUGCGAUCAAAUUCAGCUCUAAAUGUAUAUGAUACAAUUCAAAGUUUAUUACUCUGAAAAUGCAAUUUGAACACUGUUAAGAUAACAUCUUCUCCGAUCGCAGCGGAUUGAAAAUCAGCACGACAUCAGAAAAAAAAAAGAAAGAAAGAAAUAAAAACAGACUGACACAGAAACGCAGAUAAUAGAAGUUUCCCUCUCCUUAUUCAGAAACGAAUCGCAAGAUGCGUGAAUUUCGUAAUAGGAUUAGAGGGUACGGAAAAAAGUACGCGGCGCGAUUUCUUUCGUCAAUUAUUUUUCAUAAAAAUCAUUCUUCAUAAAAAAAAAAUUUCGACUCGUCCGCUGCGAAAUUGAAACACGAAGUCACGAGCAAUGUACGUUUCGCGAUCGACGAGGUUGUCAUCGGAAGCGACGACGGUGUUACCAAUAUUUCCCUUCCAAAGUAGCAGUAAUUGUUGAAGACAUCUCAUUUGGAGUCCUGAGAAUGCGUUCCGAAAAUCGCGUGACAUUUCGAUUCUAUCUAAUUAUCGAACGAAACGGCAAUUUACCGAUUUUCUCAUCAUGGACUGAUCUUUAAUUUUAGCUGGACUUGUGAGAUUUUUUUUUUUUUUUUAUUGAACUGAAUGCAUGUGAGCACUUUUAUUUUAUUUUGUUUUUUUUUUUUUUUUUUUUUCAUUGAGAUUGAUAUUACCGAGGUAUUUGAUAAUCCUUAAAAGAUAAUUUUUUUUACAUAAAUUUUAUUUCCAUAUAAUAUCUCUUCAUUAUGAGAAUCAGAAACAUUUAAAUUCAGGAAGGUCUUGAAAAUAAUAGCAUAUUUAACUUUUAUAAUAAUUUUAAUAAAGAAAAGAUAUUAUAUGUAUUUAUAUCUUUUUGUUUGUGAAAUAAGAUGAAGAUGAUAAUUUAUCGCAUCAUUUAAUGGAAAAGAUAGAAAAAAAAUUUUAGUUUAGUUUCAUAAUCUCAGAAGUUAUUUUUUUACAGAUAAAAUUAAUUUUGAGUUUGGAUUAUUCAUAGAUUAUCUUUCGGCGUUUGUGUGAUACUUUUAUAUACAUAGUUCAAUUUUUUCUUUCAAAUUAAUUUACUUAUUAAUCGCACAAUAUAUUCACAGUUCGUCUAACGCAAAAUUUUGUUAAAAAAGUUAAUGCUUUUAAUCCUUUGAUUGUGAACAUUAUAGGUGCAUAUACGCAGAUAUAUAUAUAUAUAAGAUUAAGAGCUUUCUCUCUAAUAAAAGCAAAUAAAAUUGUAAUAAAUAAUACUAAACUCUUAUAAAUAAUUAUAAUUCCUCAUUUUUUAUUUUAUGAUUAUUUUGCAAUAAUUAAUUCGAAAAUAAUAAAUUCAAACAGUCGUACGUACACGUCGUAGUGCAUUUUUAUUUCGUUGGAACUUUUGUUUCGUUUUGUUUUGUUGGAAACUUUGAAAGAACAGUUUUUUUACGUAUCACAAUCAAAGGGUUAAUUAUGUUUGAAUUCGGACGCAUCACAAGGGACUCCAUAUUUACCAAGCCAACCUCGCGUUUAUCCUUCUGUUAUAGACUUGACCUGCAUAUCUCUGCAUAUCAAAUACCUAAUAUUUCUGCGUAUAAAUAUCUAAUGAUAAAUGAUUAAUAACAAAUAAUAUACCUUAUGUGUAUGUCUCUUUUUUAAUUUAAUAUAUUUAUUUUUUCAAUCAAGUAUUUAUAUAUUUAUACAAUAUUUUAUACUGCGUUCUUCACACAUACACAGAUUAGAUACACGCUAUAUGUAAUGCGCGUUACGAUGUAAUGUGAAACAGGUCGAUCUCUUGGCUCUCAGAGGAAAUAUGUCCCGCCUGCACACGACAUAUAUAUAUACAUAUAUAUAUAUAUAUGUACAUACACACACAUGCAUAUACAUAUAUACACAUACACGAAUACAUAUUCCGCGUAUACAGGACGAAAGCGUUUGCGCUCGUUUUUGCGGCCCGUUUCUUCCUUUGUAACGCUUCCAAGUCCAUUUUUCCAAUUUUCUUUCGUCAGCUAAUCAACAAUCUGCUUUUCCGUUCGGCCAAAGGCUGACACGGAAGACAUGGCGAAAGUGAAAAAAAAAAAAAAAAACAGAGAAAAAAAAGCGAAAGCUUUUCGCGUAUACUUAACGCCUCAAAUGUGAUACACGGCCAAUUAUCCUCGCUCGUGAAGAAGAGAUAUUCUUUCGCGAGCAAGAUAUUCAGCUGUGAAAGAAAAAAAGUGUGUCUUCGUUGAUAUAUACUAAAUAUAUAUUAUAUAUUUGUGCGACAGUCGAAAUAUAUAUAUAUGCGAAACAAUGGGAGCCAAUUGAUAGGCUGGCGGGAGUCGUUCGAGUUUUAUCCGCGCAAUUAAAGUCCAAAAAUUAUUCUCGAUCCUACGUCCGAAUCUAUAAAUGUAGUUUUGUAGAAUUUAUGAUCGCCUUCGUCUUCGUUCUUACUUUUUUAAGCUUCAUUUGUACAGUUUAUUUAAAUCGUGGUGGAUUUUGCGUGUCCGCAUUUUUUGAUUCGCCAUGAAUUCGACUUCUUUAUCCUUUCGAUUUUAAAUGUACACGCACACUUUUUUUGACAGAGUCGAGGGCUAUUGGCGAUCAUCAAUAGUUCUACAAAAGAUAAAAUGGAGAUUCGUCUCUUUAGACGGGCAUGCUCGAACGACUUCGGUCUAAUCCACAAUGGGACCACAACCAAUGAUAACCGUGAAAUGCGUUUAGGUUUUCGUUGUCAAAGGACUCGCGGGCUUGGAAAAAGAAUUGUGACGGGAAGAGGAAUCGGAAAACGCCGUUCGUUUCGAAGAGAGAUCGCGAAAAGGGAAAGAAUAGCGAAAUGUCGAUUAUUUGUUUUGAAUUUUUUUUAGUUUUGUUCUUUUUUUCCGGUUUUUCCUCUUCGAGACUCUCGGUCGACCGUUUCCUCUCCCCGAUAAUUUUUUCUUUUGUUUUGUUACGUAAAGUAACGCCUCGGUAUACACGGAGUAUACAGAGUCGAAGUCUCAUAUAACACACGGAAACGUAAAAUAUAGUUUGAUAAGUAUUGCCAACGCUAUCUAUUUAAUACAUUUUAUUAUUACAAAAUAAUGAAA
This is a messenger RNA of Cataglyphis hispanica, 8593 nucleotides long. RefSeq names its product putative E3 ubiquitin-protein ligase UNKL (gene Tis11). Lineage: Eukaryota; Metazoa; Arthropoda; Insecta; Hymenoptera; Formicidae. The transcript has 2 exons. The coding region runs from base 695 to 1936 and encodes 413 amino acids. The record is from RefSeq and is a predicted model, not a curated record. Gene Ontology annotation, molecular function: metal ion binding; mRNA binding.